Dentiscutata erythropus is the source of this 225-nucleotide messenger RNA. The record is from the annotation of a GenBank genome assembly. Lineage: Eukaryota; Fungi; Glomeromycota; Glomeromycetes; Diversisporales; Gigasporaceae.
AUGAGGACAAGUUGUCUUCUGGCUGAGAGUUUAGAUGGUGGUAAAAAUAGAAAAGGUAAAGAUAAAAAACCUCUUCGUGAGGGUACGAUGCCUGAUAGUUUCGUGCAUAUAAUGAACUAUUUUGAUAGUAAUGGUGUAAAAAGGCCUAAGGGAAUUAGAUGGGUUCUUGAAAAACGAGUUCCAGAAAAAGUUUUUGAAGAAUUCGAAGAAUUCGCUCAUAACUAA